Messenger RNA from Xenopus tropicalis (tropical clawed frog), 790 nucleotides. It is a transcript of the gene gstp1, whose product is annotated as glutathione S-transferase pi 1. The transcript has 7 exons. Gene Ontology annotation, cellular component: mitochondrion; nucleus; cytoplasm. Gene Ontology annotation, molecular function: glutathione transferase activity. Gene Ontology annotation, biological process: glutathione metabolic process. The record is from RefSeq and is marked provisional. The coding region runs from base 38 to 673 and encodes 211 amino acids. NCBI's taxonomy places the organism in Eukaryota, Metazoa, Chordata, Amphibia, Anura, Pipidae.
CUGAUACUCCAGCUGCCCUUUGCAUCCGAUCCUGACAAUGUCUGGCUACACUCUGACCUAUUUCCCUGUGAGAGGAAGGGCUGAAGCUAUCCGGCUGCUGUUGGCAGAUCAGGGCGUUGCCUUCAAAGAUGAAGAAGCACAGAUUCCACUCUGGUUUGCGGGGAAAGAUGACAGAAAGAAACAUGCGGUAUUUGGGCAGUUGCCUCAGUUUAAGAAUGGAGAUUAUACCCUGUAUCAGAGUAACAGUAUCCUGAGGUAUCUGGGGCGUAAACAUGGACUGAAUGGAAGCAAUGAUGAGGAACUUGGUCACAUAGACAUGGUGAACGAUGGCGUGGAAGAUCUGAGACAGAAAUAUGUGCGCCUUAUCUUUACUGAAUAUGACACGGGUAAAGAUAAAUACCUUGAGGCCCUUCCCCAGCAGCUGGAGUUCUUCGAGAGGAUCCUCUCUAAAAAUCACAAUGGAUCUAAGUUUAUUGUGGGACAGAAGAUUUCCUACGCUGACUAUAACCUUCUGGAUCUCCUUCACUGUCACCUUGACUUGUCUCCAAAGAGCCUUUCAGCCUUCCCUUUGCUCAGCGCCUACGUUGAAAGACUUAAUUCAAGGCCCAAACUCAAUGAGUACUUGAAAUCUGAGGCCCGAAACAGACGCCCUAUCACCCCCAAGCACAAAUGAGAAUUUUAUUUAUUAUUUAGCCCACUGUGUCUCAGCAUCUACUAAGAGUUGCACCAAGGAAGUACCUGAGGUACCUAAUUAGCAUUAGCAUUCAAAUAAAUACCAUUUAUAUACAAA